Messenger RNA from Mycetomoellerius zeteki, 510 nucleotides. RefSeq lists its product as uncharacterized. The transcript has 3 exons. Bases 1 to 510 code for a protein of 169 amino acids. The record is from RefSeq and is a predicted model, not a curated record. Lineage: Eukaryota; Metazoa; Arthropoda; Insecta; Hymenoptera; Formicidae.
AUGGUCGUCUCUCUAUGUUCGGAUUUUAUUGGUAUCGUGUUAUCUGCAAACGAAUCUCGAUCACAUCACCUGCAGGUCUCAACCGAAUAUUUUAUCUAUCAACAAAGAUAUUUCUAUUUAAUGUUUUUCCAUGUAAAUGCAACUAUUACUAUAGGGUGUACAGUAUUAUGCGGAACAGGGUCAUUGCUCAUUGCAUAUCUUCAGCAUGCCUGCGGAAUGUUUAAAAUUGCUAGUUACCGCAUCAAGAAAGCUAUACGUAUUUAUACAUCAAAGAAUGUUAAUUCGCAGAAAGAGAUUUUGGUUUAUAAGGGUCUAAUUCAUGCUGUAGAUAUUCAUCGGAAAUCUAUGACAUUCUCCAACUAUUUUAUGUCCAGAUUUCAAAUCACGUUCUUGACAUUAGUACCAUUCGGAGUUCUUACUACGAGUCUAAAUAUUUAUCGAGUAUGUCUCGUCUUUUGCAAAUCCGUGUUAAUGAUUUGCAUAUUAUUUCAUUACGUUGCUUUAGAUUAA